AUGGAGAGGCAGACUUGUUUCUUUUUAAUCGCUUGUGAGAAUAAGGAUUACAGGCUCUCAAUUUGCAGCAAAAUAUGCUAUGCAAUAGGAGGUGCCCCAAAUAAAGUGGCAGGGAGUGCUGCUGCUUUCUUCCUCCAGAUCUACCUGCUAGAUAUAGCCCACAUAACUCCAUUUCAUGCCUCUUUGGUGCUGUUCAUUGGCAAAGCCUCAGGUGCAGUUACUGAUCCUGUUGCUGGCUUUUUUAUUAGCAAAAGUAGAUGGACAAAAAUUGGACGGCUUAUGCCUUGGAUGCUGGCAUGUACACCCUUCACAGUAAUGUCUUACUUUUUUAUGUGGUACCUGCCUCCUUUUGUAUCAGGAAGAGUUGUAUGGUACUUGACUUUCUACUGCCUUUUCGAAGCACUGACCACACUAUUCCAAGUACCGUACUCUGCCCUCACCAUGUUUCUCAGCACAGACCAGAAGGAGAGAGAUUCUGCAACAGCGUACCGAAUGACCAUGGAAGUGCUUGGGACCUUGAUUGGUGCUGCACUUCAGGGGCAGAUUGUGGCCAGUGCUCAUGUCUCUCAUCACUGCACUGUGAAUCCCCCAGUAAACACAACUGACUCCUGGCAUGACACUCCCAGCUUUCCAGACCCCUCAGAUCCCCUGUCUCAUCAAGCAAAAGUUUAUUUGAUUGCAGCAGGGGUCAUAGGAAGUGUGUAUCUUCUUGGAAUUAUCAUUCUUUUUCUUGGAGUAAAGGAAAAAGAUGAUCCUUACGCCUUAAAUUCAGACAGAGCAAUUCCUUUUUGUAAGGGGCUUGGACUCACCAUGAAGCAUGGUCCAUACAUGAAGCUUACAGCUUCAUUUCUUCUCAUCUCGACAGCAGUUCAGCUGGAGCAGAGCAACUUUGUCCUAUUCUGCACUCACGCUGCUGAUCUUCGCAAUCACUUCCAGUAUUUGGUGGUGACUAUCUUGGUAUCAGCAGCUGUGAGCAUUCCCUUCUGGCAGAAGACUCUGCAGCGAUUUGGCAAGAAGUGUGCAGCAUGUGGGAUUUCGUGGAUGAUUCCUUUUGCAGUCAUGCUAGUCACCAUUCCAAACCUCAUCCUGGCUUACUUUGUGGCCUUUGUGUCUGGUCUGAGCAUCGCAGCAUCUCUUCUGUUGCCAUGGUCAAUGCUGCCUGAUGUUGUUGAUAACUUUCGCCUGCAGAAUCCUCAUGGAAAAGGAUAUGAAACUAUUUUCUAUUCUUCUUAUGUUUUCUUUACCAAGAUGUGCAUUUUCUUAGGAAUUUCUGCAGCGGGACUAGAGUUUACUGGAUACAAGCCAGGGAUAUGCAGACAAUCCAACGAUGUGAUCCUUACACUGAAAAUCCUCAUUGGAGCAGUCCCUGCUAUCCUCAUCCUUGUAGGCUUAUUUAUACUCCUUUUCUACCCGAUCACUGAAGAAAGCCGGAGAGAAACAAAGCUUGCACUUGAGGUGUUAAGGAGGAGCCAUCAAAGCACAGAGAACCUGGACAAAGAGGACACUUCCGUCUGA
Molecule: messenger RNA, 1515 nt
Organism: Nestor notabilis (Kea)
Lineage: Eukaryota; Metazoa; Chordata; Aves; Psittaciformes; Psittacidae
Gene: MFSD2B
Product: major facilitator superfamily domain containing 2B
Biological process (GO): carbohydrate transport
Cellular component (GO): membrane
Molecular function (GO): symporter activity; sphingolipid intramembrane carrier activity
Source: RefSeq, a predicted model, not a curated record